CGGCGUGGACGUUACGACUCACCCGAAGUCGCUGCCGGGGCAGUGAAUCCGAGAAGUGUGCGGGAGACGGGGGUUCUCCGGUUCGAGAGGAACCGGUAAUGACAUUUAAAUGUGCCGCUAGUUGUUUCGGGAGCCACAACGCGAUAUCAGCGAAGAGAUACAAGCGCCCUGCCGUUAGCUAACCUGGUCGGCUCGGCAGCAGGGGUCCGUUAGCCUCGCUAGCGACUCCAGAUAACACCCAGUCAGAGAGACGCUAUUCAAACUGUUAAGUGGUUGAAAUCGGCGAGUGGUGUCAGAAAUCUCCAAGAUAUCACCGAGUCUUUACUGAUUGGCACCUGACGUUGUUGCCUCCUCGUGGCUGGACUACAUGAGCAGCAUCGGCGGCACCUGUGUGUAGACCUCGGGAAUGGGGAAUGGAGUCCAGCAGCACCAGGCAGCACUCGCACAGAGAGAAGUGCAGCCUAGGGCCUCCUCCGGUGAAUCAGAGGGCCUAAAACAGACCCGGUCGGUUCUCAACUCACUCCUCUCUGGGGCUUUAGCAGGAGCUGUGGCAAAGACAGCUGUAGCCCCAUUGGAUAGAACCAAAAUCAUAUUCCAAGUGUCCUCAGCGAGAUUCUCUGCCAAGGAGGCCUACAGGUUGAUCUACCGUACCUACCUAAAGGAUGGCUUCUUCAGCUUGUGGAGGGGAAACUCUGCUACCAUGGUUCGAGUCAUUCCCUAUGCUGCUAUUCAGUUCUGUGCCCAUGAGCAAUACAAGAGACUGCUAGGAGGCUACUAUGGCUUCCAGGGGAAAGCCCUGCCUCCGUUUCCAAGGUUACUGGCCGGCUCCAUGGCUGGUACCACGGCAGCCAUGCUGACCUACCCUCUGGACAUGGUGCGGGCGAGAAUGGCCGUCACACCCAAGGAGAUGUACAGUAACAUCCUGCAUGUGUUUGUACGGAUCUCUCGAGAAGAGGGCUUGAAGACUUUGUAUCGAGGGUUCACCCCCACCAUCCUGGGUGUUAUGCCCUACGCUGGUCUCAGCUUCUUCACCUAUGAAACACUGAAAAAGCUGCAUGCAGAGCGAAGUGGUCGUCCACAGCCCUACUCAUAUGAGCGCCUGGCCUUUGGAGCCUGUGCCGGCCUCCUUGGCCAAUCGGCCUCAUACCCUCUGGACGUGGUACGGCGCCGCAUGCAAACCGCGGGGGUCACAGGUCACACAUAUGGCACCAUCUUUGGCACCAUGCGGGAAAUCAUGGCUGAGGAGGGAGUGAUCCGCGGACUUUACAAAGGUCUCAGUAUGAACUGGGUCAAGGGGCCCAUUGCGGUGGGAAUAAGCUUCACAACCUUUGACCUCACUCAGAUCCUGCUGAGGAAGCUGCAGCAGAUGGGCUAUGCAGUUCGAUAACAACCAGAGAGAGACGAGGGAGAGCAGGACAUCAGCGACAAGCUUCAUGGGUCCUCCGAGAAAGUAAAAGGAUUGAGGGUGCAACGCGAGCAUAGCCAAGGAGCUGAAAGCCAAGUGUGUUACCACUUGGCUUCUGUGUGUUGGCUCAGGAUGCGUGGGCAGUGUUAAUGUACACCGAUCAGCCAAAACAUUAAAACCCUCUGCCUAAUAUCAUGCAGGUCCCCCUCGAGCCACCAAAACAGCUUUGACCUGUCGACGCAUGGGCUCCACAAGACCUCUGAAGGUGUCCUCUGGUAUCUGGCACCAAAACGUUAGCAGCAGAUCCUUUAAGUCCUGUAAGUUGCAAGGUGGGACCUUCAUGGAUUGGACUUUUUUCCAGCACAUCCCAUAGGUGCUCGAUUGGAUUGAGAUCUGGGGAAUUUGGAGGCCAAGGCAACACCGUGAACUCUUUGUCUUGUUCCUCAAACCAUUCCUGAAAAAUGUUUGAAGUGUGGCAGGGCGCAUUAUCCUGCUGAAAGAGACCACUGCCAUCCGUUGCCAUGAAGGGGUGUACUUAGACUGCAACACUGUUUAGAUAGGUGGUACAUGUCAAAGUAACAUCCAUAUGAAUGCCAGGACCCAAGGUAUCGCAGCAGAACAUUAACCAGAGCAUCACACUGGCUCUGCCGGCUUGCCUUCUUCCCAUAGUGCAUCCUGGUGGCAUCUCUUCCCCAGGUAAACAACGCACACGCACCUGGUCAUCUACAUGGUGUAAAAGAAAACAUGAUUCAUCAGACCAGGCCACCUGCUUCCAUUGCUCCAUGGUCCAGUUCUGACACUCAUGAGCACUCUGACAUCAUGGGCACCAGUCUGCGGCUAUGUAGCCCCAUACGCAGCAAGCUGUGAUGCACAGUGUGCUCUGACACCUGUUGAUCAUUGCCAGCAUGAACUUUUUCAGGAGUUUGAGCUACAGUAGCUUUUCUGUGGGAUCAGAACUAGCUUUCGAUCCCCACACGCGUCGAUGAGCCUUGGGCGCCCAUGACCCUGUCGCCGAUUCACCGGUUGUCCUUCCUUGGAUCACUUUUGGUAGUUACUGACCACUGCAUACCAGGAACACCCCACAAGACCUGCUGUUUUGGAGAUGUUCUGACCCAGUCGUCUAGCCAUCACAAUUUCACCCUUGUCAAAGUCACGCAGAUCCUUACACUUGCCUACUUUUCCUGCUUCCAACACAUCAACUUCAGGAAUUGACUGAGAAAGAUACUUUAUUGAUCCCCAUAGGGAAAUUCUGCUCUGCAUUUAACCCAUCCUAGCUGUGUAGCUUAGAGCAGUGGGCAGCUGCUGUGCAGCACCUGGGGACCAACUCCAGUUUGUCUUGCCAUGCCUCUGUCAGGGGCACAGACAGGAGCACUUACCCUAACAUGUGUGUAUCUUUUUGAUGGUGGGGGAAACCGGAGCACCCAGAGAAAACCCACCGCAGACAUAGGAGAACAUGCAAACUCUGCACAGAGGACGACCUGGGACGACCCCCAAGGUUGGACUGUUCACUUGCUGCCUAAUAUAUCCCACCCCUUGACGGGUGCCAUUGUAACGAGAUAACCAACGUUAUUCUCUUCACCUGUCAGCGGUUUUAAUGUUUUUUGGCUGAUCGGUGUAAUUUCCUGCGUAAUGUUUGUGUGUGGGGCCACACAGACCCGGUGUACCUGAGUUGUGGCGGAUGGUACAAAAUACCCUGUACACACUGUCCUCAUGUACAGUCAAGUGCAAUAUGCUCAGUGAGUUGAUGUGUGUGUUUGCUUGUAUGUUGUUUGCACAUAAAGGACAACGAAGCUGCCGCUGUGUACCCCAAGACCUGUACGGUUGGAGGUUCACACGGGACUCCCCUUUGCCUUUAGGGGGUCUGCCCAAAGCAGACACUUUACCCACUCAGCAUAGAUUGCCAAUCUCCUAUUGACUUCUAACAUGCGUUUGAUGUGGUUUGUCAGACUGAAAUAUGUCCCUUUGAUAUAUAAUUCUGUGUUUGAUUUUGUUUUAAGGAAUUAUACCAAAGGAUGUCUAGAUGUGUAUUUGUAGAAAGAUUACCUUGGCAAAGCUGAUAAUAUGACUUGUGAUGGUGUUUUUACAACCACACAAGUUCUUCGAGUAAUGACAUUAUGGCAAAAAUCCAACCCAAAGCAGAAUUAGUGCAAUUCCUGUGAUAUUCGACAAUUUAAUUGAUAUCUGUGAUUUAAAAAAAAGUUCCUAAAAUCAAAGAAUCAAAGCCUUACCAUGAGACUAAACUGCUAGCUGCUGCAGUGUCUGCGAAUUAGACUCCCUUAGUGGACUCAUUCAGUGUUGUUGAUAUGGACCGUUUUUUUGGAGGGAUUUUUCCCCCCUGUUAACCUCCAGUGCCAACAGAAAUGAAGUGUAAUGCGUGCCCACAUUACCUUGAAUGACCCCUGGCUACCAUCCCAUCCUUUUGUCCAUCAGUUUGGUCUCACGUGUACUGCCAAUCUGAGAAAUUAGAAUAGAGCUUUAUUUGUCAUUUUACAAUUAUAACGACAUUUGAAAUUUGGGCAUUUUCUCUUUUGAUGGCUCCAUUGCAAAGUCAUACCUCUUCUGUUUCUAGUUUUGUGAGAGACCUGUUGAUGUACAGAUUUUGACUGGUCAUGAUUGCAGGACUAACCUGUUCAACCUGCUCUGUUCCUUGUGGAUUUUCCCUUUUUGGAUAUCCACAAAGAGACUCUGUAGCAGUAAUGAGACUAACAGACUAACCUGACUGAAGAUGUGCACUCAUCCACUGAUGGUCAACGCCAGUACUUGGCGUGCCAUCAUUCAACAUGCUUAAAUGUUGUUUCUCAAUAUCUCUGUUUAGUUCCGCACUUAAUCACAACGUCUAUAGAACUCUCACGUUGACAUCUAUGCAUGGUAUGACGGGGUGUCAGGUCCCAUUUAGCGGUGUGGGGCAGAUAGUGCGGCAACAUGUCUGCUUUGACUGAUGAGGGCCAGUGGCCUUGAAUGACGUCCGCGGUGUCCAUAUUUAGACCACCACUUACUCAGGCUGGAAGGGUGCUGCACAGCCAUGUGCAGUAGGGGGUAGUAGAGGUUCAGCACUGUCCCCAUUCAGCCAGGCCAUGUGGGUGACUUUGGUCCCAAAUCAAACACAGGUACUGCCAGGGAGUUUUGCCCAUUUGAAAAAAAGGGCGUUUCAGACUUGUCCGGCCCCGAGAGUCGAGCCUAUGAGAGCUGAUAUGCCACUCUUUUAUUUGCAGAUGGCAUUAUUUUAUUUAUGUAUUUUUUGACCUGUAAUGUUUUCAGGUUCCGCUCAGCAUUUUUAGAAACACUUUACGCCGAUUUAGCUGUCCCCAACCUGCCUCUCUGACGUCAUCGUUCUCCCAUCCACCCCAUGUCCACUUUGUGAUGUCGUGAUUGUAUUCCUCCAACGUCCAGUGAAACAGGGUCAGUGUAGCGUUCUGAUGACGCACACCCGAAUGUUUUCUUUUUCAGGGCCAUACUCAUCCUCAGCGCAAGGUGUUUUAGUAUGAUGUACCUGUCCCUCGACAGCCAGCAUAUAGGGAUCCCCACCCUCCACCACCCAACCCAACCCAUCCCCCGUUGCUUUGCAGACUGCAUCAACUCAUGAUGCUGUGGUACAGUCACACGGCUGAAGGUUUACACGAACCCCUGUCUGAUUCAGGUUCAUCUUGGUGUCCCGGUUCACCGUCCGUUUCUCAUCCUUCACGCUUCCUUUUACCGGAAGGAAGGAAAUAUUUAGCUGAUGUUGGAUCAGUGUUUUAGUAGCUAUUUGAUGAUGAACCUGUAGUGGUUUUGUGCAGCAUGUUGGUCAGUGAUGAAUUGUAUUUCAGCUUGACUGACUCUUAAGUGCCUAGUGAGCAAGAGUAAUGCUUUUACUGUGAAAUACUGUCACUAAACCUCUUGCAGGUUGCUGUUGUUGUGUCGCUCUUCACAUAUUCAAGAACGGUACAUGACGGGUUCAAAGUUUGUUUUGACCUCUUAUUGAAUGUAUUACUUCAGGUCCUGUACUCGUAUGUGAAUAUUACACAGUUUCUUAUCAUACUGCCUUGCAAGUCGUCGGAGGUCCUCUCCAGGGUUGGAUGACGGCGUGCGCGGCGGUUUCUGUCCGACCCCCGCCCGGCCGAUCCCCCUGAGCCCCUCUUGGGGGAUUCCACCGAAGACGACGCGUGCAUAUUCCUGAGCAGCAUCGGCCGCAGCAUGUAACGUGGCUCGCAUACCGACGUGGAUACCAGAUGUGAGAAUUACGACCACUGCCCAGUUGAAAACGUCUCCCGCUCCCAUCCCCGUGUAUUGCCCUCCUAUAAGGUCAGAGAGGAGUUGGUGUGACACUUUAAAGGAACAUUCUGAAGAAUAUUUACUCUUGGACGUUUGUUCACAUAAGCGGGAACGUUGAUAUCUAGUCAGUCGUGAAGUGCACUAAGGUUCUUCAAGAAAAGUCACCUUUUAAUACUACUGCUGUGAACAGUUUAACCGAGAACCGGAAAACCCAGACAAUCAAUACAUGCCAAUGUGCAAAUCUUCCCCCCCCCCCUUGGGAAGGGUUUUUAUUUGAUUUGAUUUUUUCUUUUUAAGUGAGGCUCUUUUUUUUGUGUGUGUCUAAAACCUUAAAGUGGAUGAAUUGGAAAGAAUGCUUAAGACGAUUCAAUUGAAGCGAUGCAAGUUCCAAAAAAAAACCUUUUUAAAAUCCCUAUUGUUCAGUUAUUCUACAGAUUUGCAGACACACUAUUAAUGUAUUUGCAUGUUUUAACAGAAAAUUAAUUUUUUUUUGCUGUGGUCUCAACACAUUAACGGAAAAAUACUUUUUCUAAAAUUCUAUUGAUUUGUGCCAACAGAAUGUGUACCUGCUAACACUACUAUCUGUGUACAGUCUUUAGUGACGAUGGUGUGUCAUUAAGAGAGGAAUCACCUGUUGUUGCAUAAAGCUUGGUGU
Messenger RNA from Lampris incognitus (smalleye Pacific opah), 6311 nucleotides. RefSeq names its product solute carrier family 25 member 42 (gene slc25a42). The transcript has 9 exons. Lineage: Eukaryota; Metazoa; Chordata; Actinopteri; Lampriformes; Lampridae. Gene Ontology annotation, biological process: transmembrane transport. Gene Ontology annotation, cellular component: mitochondrial inner membrane. Bases 407 to 1387 code for a protein of 326 amino acids. The record is from RefSeq and is a predicted model, not a curated record.